Suillus paluster is the source of this 414-nucleotide messenger RNA. RefSeq lists its product as uncharacterized. Lineage: Eukaryota; Fungi; Basidiomycota; Agaricomycetes; Boletales; Suillaceae. The record is from RefSeq and is a predicted model, not a curated record. Gene Ontology annotation, biological process: mitochondrial respiratory chain complex IV assembly. The transcript is spliced from 4 exons. The coding region runs from base 1 to 414 and encodes 137 amino acids. Gene Ontology annotation, cellular component: mitochondrion; mitochondrial inner membrane.
AUGUCCUCUGACUCUGUAGAAGGAACGCAAGUCGCCUCAAGUCAACCUUCUGGUUCCCGAAGACCCAUCUAUAAGGUUGAAUCAACUGGUAACUUUUGGCAAGAUGCUCGAGAAGCUUUCAAGCGCAUAUCAAUAGCUGAUGAUUUUCAACGUCUUGGCGAGAUGCCGUGUGCUCGAAAUAGUCUAAUGAGCGGUAUCGCAAGCGGCGUCGGUGUAGGAGUCAUCCGUAUCAUGAGUGCUGGGUUUCUCGUCGGAUCACAUUGGGCAGUAGGAACUUUCAUGGUUGUUUCCUUGGGCACUUGGACUAUCUGCCAGAGGAAUAUUGAGGCAGAGCGACGUAAGCUCCAGAAGGUGGUUGAAGAAAUGCCGAAACGCUUUCUCAAGCAGAAAGACAAAGUGACAGACGAAAGCUAG